Molecule: messenger RNA, 501 nt
Organism: Prunus armeniaca (apricot)
Lineage: Eukaryota; Viridiplantae; Streptophyta; Magnoliopsida; Rosales; Rosaceae
Source: the annotation of a GenBank genome assembly
AUGCUGUGCUUCCUUCUGGAAGGCCAGAAAUUCCUUGAGAGGUACGAGCAUGACCAGCAUUAUAAGUUGUUAUACGACAGUGUUUGUGAUUUUUUUGUGGAGAACCUCAAGUCUGAUAUUGAAAAAUUGAAGCGGCAGAAAUUAAAGCAUCCUGAUAUAUACCCUGGUAUGGAUAAUCUCUUCGGCCGGAAUAUAAGCAUGGCCGGAUAUUCUUAUUUUGACUACCCAAACAUGUGCCCCAUUUCGAUGUUCCGAAGCAUUGCUGUGAAGCUUUUCCCUCGAGAAUCAGACCCGGAAUUCCAAGGUCUUGAAGAAGCUGAUUACAAGGGUAGAGUUUGGUCACAGCUCUUUGAAGUUUUGGCCCCCUUGGCUCACGCCUGCGGCACUCAAUACGAAUAUCGUGAUCCAAUAGAGCCGCCUGCUCAUAAGACGUAUUUGGAGCGCUUGAAAGCAGAAAAGUCCAAGCUUCGGGCCGACGCUUUGCUUCACACCAGAUCAUAG